Messenger RNA from Dermacentor andersoni, 830 nucleotides. RefSeq lists its product as uncharacterized. NCBI's taxonomy places the organism in Eukaryota, Metazoa, Arthropoda, Arachnida, Ixodida, Ixodidae. The record is from RefSeq and is a predicted model, not a curated record.
GCAGCGGCACAUAUUCCUGCUAAAGACCGACAGUUCCAAUUUCUCUGAGCAUGUACCGUGCGAAGCUCCUAAUAAUUGUAGCGCUCUUUGUGGGCACAGUUGAAUCUGGACCUGCUACCUUUGAAGACCUUAUUGAUCUCAUCAAUACCACAUCGAGCAUAUACGUGUACGCAAGUACUUAUGCGACAUAUAUGUACGACAACCCUGUGACGUGUAUGUUUUACAGGAAGAAAGAUCUCAGUGAUACGCACUUCGAAUUUCGGCUUCGUUACAGAGCUGACUGGCGAACAUUUGACUAUUCUGUUCACGCGAAACUGGGGGACGAUCCUGAAGUAGGUGGCCCCUACAUGGAACCGAAUUUUUGGCCAGAUGAUGCAAAUUUUACUACUAGACAAAAAGAAAAUAGCGUUUCCGGGGGUAUAGAAGAAUCGGAGCCUGCCAGAAAGACGUUGGUCGCCUACAUCCGUGAACAGCAUUGCGGUGUGUUUACGUUGCCGCGAAAAGGAAAAAAUCACUGCGAGCUUCACCUGUGGGAAGAGGCCAUUAUUAAAGAUGGCCUAUAUCAUCACGUCGACUUUACUUGCCUGAAGUACUUCCAGGCACGGUGCGGGUAUCGCUGGCCAACGGUGAUCACUUACACCCUCACUUGCCACAACUCAGAAAAGUGACGCCCUAAAUUGUUUUUUUUACGGGCGAUGCUUUUUUGCAGAUGAGUUGAGGGUAUUCGACAUCUUAUAUGCAUCUUCUUUUCGCUAGACUGCAAGUUUUGUGCUUUUAACCAUAUGUACAAAACGUUUGAGUAAUAAAGUUUUGAGGCACUUGCCAAUAAA